UAUCCAAGUAUUGCGAUUUAAUUCCAAUGGUUGCAUGUUUUGCGCAUUAAUAAUGGUUGGUUUUUAAUGGACGUGCUCUCGGUCAAACUCAUAUUCUGUGGGGCGUGUUGAACACUUCUGUCAACUUCCAUUGGCUCAGAGAGAGCCAAUCAAUAACAGAAGCUCGGACUCCUGUGUGGAGUUUCAUACUCGAUGAGGAACGCGAGAGAGAGUUCAACUCUUUAAACUCGACUGUGCAUGAGCAUUUCUGUCAGGAAGGUUUGGCUUCUCCUGCCGGGAUGUACACGACGGGACUCAACCCGUUUUACGCAUCGAACUUUAGCCUUUGGACCGCGUACUGUUCGGGUGGCUUUGGGGUGGAUAGCAUGAAAAAGCCCUCGUUCUGCAUUGCCGAUAUUCUGCACGUCGGAGAUGCGGAAAAUAUCCCCGGUUCAUCGUCGCUUAUGGCUCACAUUGGGGCGCGCGCGUCCGGGUCUCCCCUGCGCCCGUCCCCGGUCACUCCAGACGCGCGCGCGUAUCACCGGCACGGAAUACACUUGACAUCAGUGUCCAGAUCCCCCAUGCACGCGCAUUCCGCGCCCCCGCCGUCCAGCAAAGACCUCAAGUUCGGGAUCGAUCGGAUAUUAUCCACAGACUUCGAGCCGAAGGCGAAAGAUGCGCCAUCGUUGCGAGAUCUCACAUCGAUUGUUAGUCUGAAUCGGCAGUCAGCAGUCCAUGUGUCUGCCAGCCCGUACUUCGCGUCCAUAGACGAAACCUCCUCCAUGAUGGGUUCAAUAAGCAGACAAUCAGGGCAACAUCAGUUUCAGGACUCCUUCCCAGGGCCGUAUGCGGUGCUUUCCAAAGACACAAUGCCUCAGACCUACAAGAGGAAAAGAUCCUGGUCCAGAGCCGUGUUCUCCAACCUGCAGAGGAAAGGCCUGGAGAAGCGCUUCGAGAUCCAGAAGUACGUCACGAAACCGGACAGAAAACAACUGGCGGCGAUGCUGGGCCUCACCGACGCACAGGUAAAAGUUUGGUUCCAGAACCGGCGGAUGAAAUGGAGGCAUUCCAAAGAAGCGCAGGCGCAGAAGGACAAAGAGAAAGAACCGGAUAAAUCCACCGAGACCGAGCAGAAGGAGCGCGACGACUCCGAGUGCGAAAGCGAACCGAGCGAGUCCGAAUUCGAAGAUAAUACGGAGGACAAAAGCGACGUGGACAUUUCUGACCUCAACAAAGCCAGUGUGAUUAUUCCCGGAGCUCCGACUGUCAGCACGCAGGACACAACCAGCACACACUCCACGACAGAACCGAGUCCAGCCACACGAGUCCUGCCGGAACCGAGUCAUCUGAUGUGAACAGCUCAAACAAUCGAGUAGGCCUACUGCCGGAACCGAGUCAUCUGAUGUGAACAAACAAACGAGCCUGCCAGGACCGAGUCAUCUGAAGUGAACACCACAACAACACACAGCGUCUGACGGGACAGAGACAAAUACAGCUCACACACUCACACACACACACACACGCGCGCGCAGGCCUUAUCGGUUCAUCAUGUCUUCCAUCGUGAAACAGACCCUUCGUGAUCCCCGAGGAAGGAAAGCAUCGCUCUGCUUUAACCGAAUCGCUCGUCUUUUUUUAAUGACGAUUUGGGAAUCGAAUGUUCAUGAAUUGAGACUUGAUUGUAUUAUAUUUUGUCUGUAAGUAUUUGCACUGAAAAUGUAAAUAAACAUUUGUUACUAAUA
Pimephales promelas (fathead minnow) is the source of this 1718-nucleotide messenger RNA. RefSeq names its product H2.0-like homeo box 1 (Drosophila) (gene hlx1). Gene Ontology annotation, molecular function: DNA-binding transcription factor activity, RNA polymerase II-specific; sequence-specific DNA binding. The record is from RefSeq and is a predicted model, not a curated record. Gene Ontology annotation, biological process: regulation of DNA-templated transcription. NCBI's taxonomy places the organism in Eukaryota, Metazoa, Chordata, Actinopteri, Cypriniformes, Leuciscidae.